AUGGCGCUUUUCGGCGAGGAUUAUUUCACGAUGCUCUCCCAGACCGCCCCGUUCGAUCUACAGAGCCAACUUAACGCACUGCCCGACGAGACCAUAUACCUUGUGGAUGCAUUCCUCAGAUUCGUCCUCGGCGGAUCAUGUCCCCCUCAUUUAACCGACAACACUCGUUCCGCCUGGGAAUCCGCGCAGAAAACCGCCGCUGAGCUGGUAGAGACACUGAUCAGCACCUCGCCAGGGAAGACGAAUGGCACCGACAGCCGGAAACGUGCGCGCGACGACGAUGACACUGCCGCUUCCUCCUCCAGCUCGCAGCCUAAACGUGCAAAAACCUCCGAGGAAAGCGAGCCCCCCUCCGACGAUCCCCCGCUCUUCACUCUCCACGCGCUCUCGCUGACCUCGCCCAUCCGCAAGAAAGCUGACAUCACGAUCCACCAGAACACCCUCCGCCUGACGAAUCUUACUACCCAUGCGAUCGAGUACUCACCGAUGCCGCUUUCCGCGUUCCGGCGCGCGUUCCUCCUCCCCACGCGCGGCAAGACCAAGCCGCAUUGGAGCGUCGUGCUCAUGCCGAGUGACGUCCCUGCCGCGGGCAGCAAGGUCGAGCGAGAGAAGGAGCCCGCCCCUCCCGUCGUGUUCGGCCUCGAUGCGACACCUGCAGGGCUCAGCACGACCGCCCACCACGCUGCGCCCGCACCACAGACGACUGCGCAUCCCAAAGGCACGUCCGCGCUCCCGCUGCUGCGCAGCUUCCUCUCCUUCCUCCCCAUUCCGACGCUCGAGCCGUCCACAGACGUGUUUCGGAGCGCGCUGCCCGGCGGGUCAGCCGCCGGCGCUGGAGAGGGAAUCGCGGGCGUGGAGGCGUAUCGCGGCGCGAAGCCGGGGACGUUGUGGUUCCUGAGCGAGGGCGUGCUGUGGGACGGGAAGCCGGCGGAGUUUUUCGCUCUGAAGGAUAUUGCGAAGACUGAGGGAGAGGGCGAGAGCAAGGUGGAGGGAGUGAGGACGAUCAGUGCCACGGGAAAAACGUGCUCGGUAAUUUUGAGGAGGGUGGAGGGUACAAAGAUGGUCGAGGGUGAGGGUGAGGGCGAGGACGAGGAGCCGAGGGUGGUCGAGGUGGACUUCGGAAUGAUCGAUGGAAAGGAGCAGGAGAGCAUCGCGCGGUGGGUAAAGCGGCACAAAUAUCUUUUCAGCCGGCAGAGCAUUCCAGAGAGUCGGACGGACGAGAAUGGUGGUGCUACUGCAGCGACUGCCAGCGCUGCUCCUGCGGUGGAUGAAGAUGACGAAGACGAAAACGAUUCGGACUUUGUCGCUGACUCAGGAUCGGACUAUGGCUCUGCGACGAGCGAUUCUGAGUCCGAGGACGAGUCUGGCGAUGUGGAGGGUGCGCAGGAGGGUGGGGAUGAAGUGGGGGUAGAGGCAGAGGCAGAAGAGAGUGAGGAUGAAGAGGCAGAGCUCGAGCCCAAACAUCACCCUCUCCUUCGUCCGGGCGCGAUGCCGCGCAUGUCCCGCGCUGCUAUCGAAGCUGCUGUUGAUAUUGUACAGUCGGGUCUUGCGGGUGGAUCGAAGGAUGCGAGAGAAGCGUCCGUGGCUGACGACGAGCAGGAGGAUGAGCUGGAUGAAUGA
Laetiporus sulphureus 93-53 is the source of this 1620-nucleotide messenger RNA. RefSeq lists its product as uncharacterized. NCBI's taxonomy places the organism in Eukaryota, Fungi, Basidiomycota, Agaricomycetes, Polyporales, Laetiporaceae. Gene Ontology annotation, molecular function: nucleosome binding; histone binding. The record is from RefSeq and is a predicted model, not a curated record. The transcript has a single exon. Bases 1 to 1620 code for a protein of 539 amino acids.